Molecule: messenger RNA, 2190 nt
Organism: Colletotrichum higginsianum IMI 349063
Lineage: Eukaryota; Fungi; Ascomycota; Sordariomycetes; Glomerellales; Glomerellaceae
Product: Sec1 family protein
Exons: 5
Coding region: 1-2190 (729 amino acids)
Biological process (GO): intracellular protein transport; vesicle-mediated transport
Cellular component (GO): secretory granule; plasma membrane
Molecular function (GO): syntaxin binding
Source: RefSeq, a predicted model, not a curated record
AUGGGUGUCUCCACGCUCCAGGAGCAGCAUGACGUCAUCAUCGACACCAUCAAGAACAUUACCCGCGGCGACUGGAAGGUCCUGGUUCUAGACGAGGGCUCCAAAAAGAUCUUGGACAAUGUCGUCAAAGAAGAUGACAUCCUCAAUCACAACAUCGCCAACAUCGAGCGCAUCGAGCAGAAGCGAGACAUGAACCCUGAAAUGGAUGCCAUCUACAUCCUGUCACCGCAAGAGAACAUUGUCGAAAUCCUUGUCAACGACUUCGAGCGCCGCAGAUAUAAGCAAGCCUACCUCGUAUGGACUGGCGUUUUGGACCCUAGAGUUCGCCGCAUGAUUGACGGCAAUCCGGCGACAAAGUCACGCAUCGCGGGCUUCGAGACACUAUCCAUUGACUUCUUCCCUCGCGAGUCGCACCUGGUCACCUUUAGAGACCCCUGGAGCUUCCCAAUCCUGUACCACCCGGCUUGUAACAACUUAGUCGCUCGUCACAUGAAGAUUCUGGCCCAAAAGAUCACUGGCGUCUGCGUUACACUGGGUGAAUAUCCCAAAGUACGCUACUACAGACCGAAGAACCCCCUCCACGAAGCCGCCGUACUCAGCUCUCAUCUCGCCCGUUUUGUGCAGGAAGAAUUGGACGAAUACGCGCAGUGGAACCCCAAUUUCCCACCACAGUCGACGAGGCCGGCAGGAACACUUAUCAUCACGGACAGAUCUAUGGACAUCCUGGCGCCCUUGGUGCACGAGUUUACCUAUCAGGCCAUGGCUCACGACCUCCUCCCGAUACAAGACGGCGACAAGGUGACGUACCACAUGGUCACCAACGGUGGCACCCCGGAGGAGGAGGAGAAAGACAUGGAACUGUCGGACAAGGAUCCCGUCUGGGUAGACAACCGCCACCGGCACAUGAAGGAUACUAUUGAAAAGCUCAUGUCGGACUUUCGGAAGUUUUUGGCCGACAAUCCGCAUUUCGUCAAUGAGAAUCAAGACACGACAAGUUUGAACGCCAUCAGGGACAUGUUGGCCGGGCUGCCGCAGUUCCAGGAAAUGAAGGAGGCAUACUCGCUUCAUUUGAACAUGGCACAGGAGGCCAUGAACAUAUUUGAGAAGCACAAGCUACCGGACAUCGCUUCUAUCGAGCAAACGCUAGCAACAGGACUGGACGAGGACUUCAAGAAGCCCAAGAAUAUUCUCGAUCAGGUUGUGCGUCUAUUGGAUGACGACGCUGUUUCUCCCUCUGACCGACUACGAUUGAUCAUUCUCUACGUACUCUACCGAGACGGCGUCAUUAUGGAAGACAUCAACCGACUGCUGGCGCAUUCCGGCCUGCCACAAAGGGACGGGGAAGUUGCUGCCAAUCUCGAGAUGUUGGGCGGACGCCCGGUUCGCAACGGUCUGAAAGACGUGCGGCCGCCUCAGCCGCCCCUGUUCCAAAAGAACACCAAAUCUGCGGAAGUCAGUGAGGAAUACUCGCUAUCCCGCUUCGAGACAGCAAUGCAGACAAUGCUCGACGAGCUUAGUCGAGGCACUCUGGACCAGACGACGUUUCCCUAUGUGAAGCCGCCAGCGGACCCCAAUGAGGACCUCUUGGCAUCUCAGCAAGGCUCACUGCGCGCGGGCAGGCCGAACUGGGCGGCAGCAGGUCGACGGCCGCCAGAAAACCGACAGCGUUAUAUUGUAUUCAUGGCCGGCGGCGCAACGUACAGUGAGAGCCGAGCAUGUUACGAGGUUUCGUCCCGUCAAGGCAAAGAUAUCUUCCUGGUGACCAGCCAUAUGCUUACGCCGCAGCUCUACGUCCGUCAAGUCGGCGACCUGGGCAAGGACAAGCGCACGCUGGAUAUCCCCAUGGAGCGACCAACGCCCCGAGCUCCGGCGUGGGUCUACGAGAAACCCGCCCCUCCUCCCAAUCCCAUGGCACAACGGCCUGCACCCGGCAUGGCACCGCCAGGGCAGCCGGUGGGAGGCCCUGGCCGCAGAGCACCGGCGCCGGGUGGACUUCCGAGCCGACCUGUGGCCCCGCCUACGGCCCAGAUGGGCAGCAUGAGCCUCAACACGCCAUCGCCUAUACCGAACGGCGGCGGCGCCUCCCCUGCGCCGUCAGACGGCGGAAAGCCGCACAAGCUCGAAAAGGAUAAGAAGAAGCGUAAUUUCCUAGGCAUGAAGAAGAGUCACAAAGACAAGGACAAGCACUGA